CCGGCGGCCGCGCCACGGCGGGGCUGCGACUGGCGGCGGCGGGGUCCGGGCCGGGGGCGCGGCGCGGGGCAGGAUGUCGCGGUCCGUGCUUCAGCCGAGCCAGCAGAAGCUGGCGGAGAAGCUGACCAUCCUAAACGACCGGGGCGUCGGCAUGCUCACCCGGCUCUACAACAUCAAGAAGGCAUGUGGUGACCCCAAAGCCAAACCAUCCUAUCUUAUUGACAAAAACCUGGAAUCUGCCGUCAAAUUCAUUGUCAGGAAGUUUCCAGCAGUAGAAACACGUAACAACAACCAACAGCUUGCUCAGCUACAGAAAGAGAAAUCAGAGAUUUUGAAGAACCUGGCAUUAUACUACUUCACGUUUGUUGAUGUUAUGGAAUUUAAGGACCAUGUUUGUGAGCUGCUGAACACUAUUGAUGUUUGCCAAGUCUUCUUUGAUAUUACUGUAAACUUUGAUUUAACGAAGAACUACCUAGAUUUGAUUAUAACCUACACAACACUAAUGAUACUGUUGUCUCGAAUUGAAGAAAGGAAGGCUAUCAUUGGAUUGUAUAACUAUGCUCAUGAAAUGACACAUGGAGCGAGUGACAGAGAAUAUCCACGCCUUGGCCAGAUGAUUGUGGACUAUGAAAAUCCUUUAAAGAAAAUGAUGGAGGAAUUUGUACCUCACAGUAAAUCCCUUUCGGAUGCUCUGAUUUCACUCCAGAUGGUCUAUCCUCGAAGAAAUCUCUCAGCUGACCAGUGGAGAAACGCACAACUACUGAGCCUCAUCAGUGCACCUAGUACAAUGCUUAAUCCUGCACAAUCUGACACAAUGCCAUGUGAAUACCUCUCUCUGGAUGCAAUGGAGAAAUGGAUUAUUUUUGGAUUUAUUUUGUGCCAUGGAGUCCUGAAUAGUGAUGCGACAGCUUUGAACCUUUGGAAACUUGCACUUCAAAGCAGCUCCUGCUUGGCUCUGUUUAGAGAUGAAGUAUUUCAUAUUCACAAAGCUGCGGAAGACCUAUUUGUAAACAUACGAGGCUACAACAAGCGUAUUAACGACAUCAGAGAGUGUAAAGAAGCUGCUGUUUCACAUGCCGGUUCGAUGCAUAGAGAGAGACGCAAGUUUUUACGUUCUGCACUCAAAGAGCUGGCUACUGUCCUGUCUGAUCAGCCAGGCCUGCUAGGACCCAAGGCGCUUUUUGUAUUUAUGGCAUUAUCCUUUGCUCGUGAUGAAAUUAUUUGGCUUCUUCGUCACGCAGAUAAUAUGCCGAAGAAGAGUGCAGAUGAUUUCAUAGAUAAGCACAUAGCUGAGCUAAUAUUCUACAUGGAGGAGCUCAGAGCACAUGUGCGAAAAUACGGACCCGUGAUGCAGAGAUACUAUGUACAGUAUCUCUCUGGCUUUGAUGCAGUGGUCUUAAAUGAGCUUGUUCAGAAUCUUUCAGUGUGCCCAGAGGAUGAAUCAAUCAUCAUGUCCUCUUUUGUAAACACUAUGACUUCACUGAGCGUGAAGCAAGUUGAAGAUGGAGAGGUAUUUGACUUCAGAGGAAUGAGAUUAGAUUGGUUUAGAUUGCAGGCCUACACCAGUGUCUCAAAAGCUUCUCUUGGUCUGGCAGACCAUAGAGAGCUAGGAAAAAUGAUGAACACAAUCAUUUUCCACACAAAAAUGGUAGAUUCUUUGGUGGAGAUGUUGGUUGAAACCUCAGAUCUUUCUAUAUUUUGUUUUUAUAGUCGUGCUUUUGAGAAGAUGUUUCAGCAGUGUUUGGAGCUUCCCUCUCAGUCAAGAUACUCAAUUGCAUUCCCACUGCUUUGUACUCAUUUUAUGAGCUGCACCCACGAACUAUGCCCAGAAGAGCGGCAUCACAUUGGAGAUCGUAGUCUUUCCUUAUGUAACAUGUUUCUGGAUGAAAUGGCGAAGCAAGCUCGAAAUCUUAUCACAGAUAUUUGCACAGAACAAUGUACGCUGAGUGAUCAAUUGCUGCCAAAGCAUUGUGCCAAAACCAUCAGUCAAGCAGUGAACAAAAAAUCGAAAAAACAGACGGGAAAGAAAGGAGAACCUGAAAGGGAGAAACCAGGAGUAGAAAGCAUGAGAAAAAACAGAUUGGUUGUGACAAACCUGGACAAACUGCACACUGCACUUUCUGAGCUCUGCUUCUCAAUCAAUUACGUACCAAACAUGGUGGUUUGGGAACACACGUUUACCCCAAGAGAAUAUUUAACAUCUCACCUGGAAAUCCGCUUUACCAAGUCAAUUGUCGGAAUGACUAUGUAUAAUCAAGCAACACAGGAGAUUGCAAAGCCUUCAGAGCUGUUGACCAGCGUACGAGCCUAUAUGACGGUCCUCCAGUCAAUAGAAAACUAUGUACAGAUUGACAUUACGCGAGUAUUUAACAAUGUUCUGCUUCAGCAAACCCAGCAUUUAGAUAGUCAUGGUGAGCCAACCAUUACCAGUCUGUACACAAAUUGGUAUUUGGAAACAUUGCUAAGGCAAGUCAGCAACGGUCACAUAGCCUAUUUUCCAGCUAUGAAGGCUUUUGUGAAUUUGCCAACAGAAAAUGAAUUAACGUUUAACGCUGAGGAAUACUCCGACAUAUCAGAAAUGAGAGCCCUUUCUGAACUCCUGGGACCAUACGGCAUGAAGUUCCUAAGUGAAAGUCUGAUGUGGCACAUUUCUUCACAGGUUGCUGAGCUUAAGAAACUUGUGGUGGAGAACGUUGAAGUUCUGACUCAAAUGAGGACCAGCUUCGACAAGCCAGACCAGAUGGCAGCACUCUUCAAAAGAUUAUCAUCUGUUGACAGUGUUUUGAAGAGAAUGACGAUUAUCGGUGUAAUCUUGUCUUUCCGGUCGUUGGCACAGGAAGCACUUAGAGAUGUCUUAUCCUACCACAUUCCUUUCCUUGUAAGUUCCAUUGAGGACUUCAAAGAUCACAUUCCAAGAGAGACUGACAUGAAGGUGGCAAUGAAUGUAUAUGAACUGUCAUCAGCUGCUGGAUUGCCUUGCGAGAUUGAUCCUGCCUUGGUUGUAGCACUGUCCUCCCAAAAAUCAGAAAACAUUAGUCCAGAAGAAGAAUACAAAAUUGCUUGCCUUCUCAUGGUCUUCGUGGCAGUCUCCUUGCCAACUUUGGCUAGUAAUGUGAUGUCUCAGUAUAGCCCUGCCAUUGAAGGGCAUUGCAACAACAUUCAUUGCUUGGCAAAAGCUAUCAACCAGAUUGCUGCAGCUUUAUUUACCAUUCACAAGGGAAGCAUCGAAGACCGUCUAAAAGAAUUUUUGGCUCUUGCAUCAUCUAGUCUACUGAAGAUCGGCCAGGAGACGGACAAAACUACUACAAGGAACAGAGAGUCAGUUUACCUACUUCUGGACAUGAUUGUGCAGGAGUCUCCGUUCCUGACGAUGGAUCUCCUGGAGUCUUGUUUCCCUUACGUCUUGCUGAGAAACGCGUACCAUGCUGUCUACAAACAAAGCGUCACAUCCUCUGCCUAAGUAUCUACUUCCUGGAGAUAAGACAUAGCACGCAUCUAUGUGGCCUCAGUUUUACCUGUAAACUGUGGAGCUAUUUUACUUUAUGGCCUGAUGAACAGUUUUGUGGAUUAUAAACAUUUUCCAUAAAGUUGUAUUUCUGAUCAGUGGUUUCUUAAUAUGGUUGUACUACAGUAUCAGCUUGGUUGAUUUUAGGUUGCACAUUCAUGGAAAAUCUUUUUUCUCCUUUCUUCCUUUUUUUUUUAAUUUUUAGAGCAUCAGUUACGUUUAAAAAAAUAUACUACUUCUGCUAUAUGUUUUUGAUAUUGAUCAUGCAAAACAGAAAUUGCUUGUUUAUUUCCCAGAAGAAAAAUGUAUUUAGUGAUUAUUUUAGAUAGUGUAGCUUUCAUCUGUGUGUAAAUUAUUUCAUAUAGGGAGAGUUAUAAUCUUGUACCUAUUGUUCUUAUUGAAAACAAAUAUUGGAUGUGCAUUUCUGUGAAGUAACUACAGCAUUUCUAGUUUUAUUUUGAAACAUUCACCGAUCUAUGUACUAUGACACUAUCUAACAUUAAAAAUGUUACCCUUCAGACGGCGAUCCUCUCCCGAUACUCUUGAACAACAGCAAGUGGUGUUGUUUUGUAUAAAGCAUAGUGGAAAUUUUUUUUAAACUAACUUCUGUGGUGCCCUGUUGGCAUUAACACUACCAUUGUACCCUGCUGUAUAAUAAACAUUCUUUACACAUUUAUCACAUGUUGAUAAAAUGUUAGCCCUUAACCACUUUUUAUAUGUUUUAAAUUUUUGAAAUUCAAGUGUACCUUCCAUAACAUACAAUAAACACUAGACUGUACUAUCUGUAGGUGAAUUAUUUUUAAUAUAAAUGUUAUCCUAGUAUUUUAAGUUUAAGCUGUGCUGUGGUGCAUUGAUUUACAUCUCAGAGUUCAUUAAAUAUCAAUCCUUAGA
Messenger RNA from Numida meleagris (helmeted guineafowl), 4396 nucleotides. It is a transcript of the gene NCKAP1, whose product is annotated as NCK associated protein 1. The record is from RefSeq and is a predicted model, not a curated record. The transcript is spliced from 31 exons. Gene Ontology annotation, cellular component: SCAR complex. Gene Ontology annotation, biological process: cortical actin cytoskeleton organization; cell migration; cell morphogenesis. Bases 74 to 3460 code for a protein of 1128 amino acids. Lineage: Eukaryota; Metazoa; Chordata; Aves; Galliformes; Numididae.